Blepharisma stoltei is the source of this 252-nucleotide messenger RNA. Lineage: Eukaryota; Ciliophora; Heterotrichea; Heterotrichida; Blepharismidae. The record is from the annotation of a GenBank genome assembly.
AUGGCUUGAUUUAUACAAAGUCAGGAAUUAUUUAGAACCUUUUUACUUAUUUAUGCAUUAAAUAACAUUGAAAAUCAUGAAUUAUGAUGGCGACAGAAAUGGAAAACCCAUGAUUGAAAGCAGCUUUUUAAAGUCUUAUGACAUGAAAACUGCGAGAUCAAUAUUGGGACUAAGCAUAUAAAAGAACCUGGCAGAUUUCUCUAUUAUCUUUUAGCUCUUUGUUCAAUAAAAACGAAAAUAUCUCCUUUGUAA